UGCAAUGAGAAUAUCAUAGAGUGUCAGAGAGUAAAAGUGCACCAAGAAGAGGAAGGUGUGACAGAGAAAGGCAGGUGCACAGAGAGAGAGCGUGUGUAUUGCAAUGAGAAUAUUAUAGAGCGUCAGCAAAAGUGUGCAGAAAGAGGCAAGGUGUGACAGAGAAAAGGGGAGGUGCAGGGAGGGAGAGAGAGAGAGAAAGAGAGAGGAGAGGAGAGGAGAGGAGGAGAGGGACUCUGCUUGAGGGGUUUGCUCCCUCUCUGUACCAAGGACUGUGCCAGGGCUGGAAGCUGAGAGGAAGAGCCCCUGGCUGAACCCGGCAACAUGCAGCCUCUCACCGGCACUCUGUUCGUCUCUACAUUGCUGUUGCUCAUCACCCUCUCCAGCUGCAACUUUACAAGACCAACCUAUGUCAUCACAGCACCGAGAAAGCUGUCGACCACACUCAAUAUGACCUUCACCAUCUGCAUUCUGGAAAGUAGCCAGAGCCCUGUGACAAUAACAGCCCGCAUCAGCGACAAGGGCCAGAACCUCACCAGUACUGUGGACACCUUCCACCCAGGUAGCAUCGGAAAACUGGUUCUGCCCACAGAAGGCUUGCCAGAAAACCAAUAUAACUUGGUGGUGGAGGGCUAUGGAGACCAGCACUUACUGUUCUCCAACAGCAUCUCUGCGGAGAUUAUUCCCGAGAGAAUCUCCACAUUGGUUCAGACAGACAAGGCGAUGUACAAACCAGGACAGACUGUGAAAAUGCGAGCCAUCUGCAUCUACACGGAUUUGAAACCAUACCUGGGCAAGAUAAACAUCCUCAUUUAUAACCCACAAGGAUCGGUGAUCCAGCAAUGGUUGGAUUUAGAGACUACAUUAGGUGUUGUGUCCAAAGAAUUUUUAUUGUCGCCCAACGCUCUGCAAGGCAACUGGGAGAUACAUGUCACAUUUAAUGAGAUAAUACAGAGGAAGAUAUUCAGUGUGGCCGAGUAUGUGUUACCUCGUUUUGAAGUUUUGAUCAACACAUCCUCUGUAUAUUUUCUAUUGGAUCAACCGAACCUAACUGGGAGCAUCACUGGGCGGUACCUCUAUGGAAAACACGUAAGAGGAAAUGUGACCAUCAUCCUAUCCUUGCCGUUCUUCUCUCAGACACUAAACAAAACGUUUGAGAUCAAUGGAACUGUUGGUUUUGCCUUCCUUUUCUCUGAACUGCACGAGUUCAUCCUCGGAGUUCUUGCACCCUUGAGAGAGUUCGAUGGUACAUUCUUAUCAAAUCAGACGAUGAGAGCGUACAUUCUGGAAAACUCGGCCUUUCUACUCGGCUAUCAGAAGUACCAGGUGAUGCUCAAAGCAGUGGUAACUGAGUCUCAUACAGGUGUAGUGCAAUCGGCAGCAACAAACAUUACGUUCUCCUUCUGGAAAUACUAUCUGCAUAUCCUGGACUAUACAAAGAUCUUAAAGCCAUCUCUGAACUUCACGGCCUAUGUGCAGGUGAGGCGAAUUGACCAGCAAAAGGUCUCACCUCAGGACAGGCGGAACCGCUUGACCGUUAUGGUCAACCAGGCCCAGAACAUCCCAGGAAAUAUAACGUUGGUGCGAACCCUGCGGACCUUCAAUUUCAGCGUCCCAGAGAGUGGGCUUGUUCAGAUUCGGUUUCCACUGCUGCCAUACAUUGUCAGCCUGUGGGCAAAGGUGACAUUUGAGGAUGCAUCAACGGAGUUAAAUGUGAGAAAACCUUCCAGCACACCGGCCAUCUACCUGCACCUUCAGAGCUCAGCUGUCAAGGUGGGAUCACCAUUUGAAUUUUCCAUUGAAAGUUCUGAGUCACCGAUCGAGUUUACCUACCAGGUGAUAUCAAAAGGCCAAGUGUUAGCUAUCGGCAAAAGUAACUUGACUCAGGUCCAGUUAACACCUGAUAUUUCUUGGGCACCGGUAGCACACCUCAUUGUCUAUUUCAUCAAAGGUGAUCUCGUCGUCAAUGAUGACAUCCUUUUGAACGUGGAAGGAAUCUUUACAAAUAAGGUCUCACUUUCCUGGAGUAAGGAACAGGUAAAACCAGCUGACAGUGUCUCUCUCAAUGUGUCUACCAAUGAGGUCAACUCACUUGUUGGGAUCUUGGUUGUGGACAAGGGUGCGCAGCUUCUCAAAGGAGGAAAUGACAUCACCGAGGAACUGGUUCGUCGGGCAUUGAUCAACACAGCUGAAGAUUACACUGGAAUUCGCUACCAUGACAAUGCAUUUCAGAGAAGCGGGCUAAUGAUACUAACAGAUGCUCAGAUUCCAUUCUCAGCCUUUGAGUAUUUGUACCCAGUCAUGUUUGAGGCCAAUGCUGAGUUUAAAGUCGUGAGUCACGCUGUUGAAGAAGAGCCAGAAGAUCAAAGAGUCCGGACAUAUUUCCCAGAAACUUGGAUAUGGUUGGACAUGUUAACUGGUCCGAAUUCAGAGAUCAGCAUCCAGGGGACAGUCCCCGACUCCCUCACUACCUGGACGGCCAGUGCCUUCGCCAUUUCCAAAAACCAAGGCCUUCAGCUGGCGACUAUACCUGCACAGCUGGAGGUCUUCAAGUUUUUCUUUCUGGAGUUAAACCUCCCAUACUCUGUGACCAGAGGGGAACAACUAAUCCUGGAAGUAAAUAUCUUCAACUACCUGGAACAGACGCUGGUGGUUCAGGUGACCGUGGAGCUGGGUGACUUCUUUGAGUUUACCACGGGGCCAAGUGAGGACACUGCGCUGAACAGCCAAAAUGGGUCCGUGAGGACACAGGAAGCCCACGUGUUCUACUUCCCCGUCACUCCAAAGGUUCUCGGAAAGGUUCCUAUCACAGUGAAGGCCAAGACUGCGGUUGCAUUUGAUGCUGUCACCAAGCACAUUCUAGUGAAGGCUGAAGGGAUACAGCAGUCAUUCUCCAAGGCCCUCCUCAUUGUGCCGGAAGAUGAUGAUCAGCUCUGGACCAAGGACGUGCAGUUCACCUUUCCCCCGAAUGUCGUGGAAGGCAGCGAGAGGGCUUACAUCACUGUGAUUGGUGAUAUUUUGGGACCUUCCAUUAAUGGCUUGGAAAACCUGCUUCAGAUGCCCUAUGGCUGUGGUGAACAAAACAUGAUUAUGUUUGCUCCAAACAUCUACAUCAUGCAGUACUUGAUGUCUGUAAACCAAGUGACCGAGGAGAUAAAGGAAAAAGCUUUGUUCUUCAUGGUCCAAGGUUACCAAAGGGAGUUAACGUACCAACGGACUGAUGGCUCCUUCAGUGCCUUUGGAAACUCGGAUUCUUCUGGAAGCACUUGGUUGUCGGCCUUUGUACUGAGGUGCUUCUUACAGGCACGGGAGUUUAUCUACAUCGACUCAAGUGUGUUGGACAGGGUUACAUCCUGGAUAAUAAGGUACCAGAAUAAAAGUGGGGAGUUCCUGGAACCGGGGAGAGUGAUUCAUACAGAGCUACAGGGCGGACAGAAUGGACCCAUCACUCUCACAGCCUACGUACUUACAGCCCUCUUGGAGGAUCCAAAAAUCAAGGUUACUGCCUUAGCUCAGGUAUCAAGUGCUGUCUCAUAUCUUGAAGGCAAGUUUCGCGAUGGGAUCCGUAGUAACUACACCCUGAGCCUCACAACAUACGCACUAACUUUAGCCAAGAGUUAUCUUGCAAAAGAAGCGCUCAAUGAACUGAACCGGAGGGCAGACCAACAGGCUGGUGUAAAGUAUUGGUCAUCGCCCGUGAACAGACCUUCACGGUGGAUGCGGGAUGUCCUGUCGUCUGACAUUGAGGUGGCUGCCUAUGCUCUGCUGUCAUACCUGAGGCAGAGCAGACUCUCGGAAGGCAUCCCCGUCAUGCAGUGGCUCAGUCAACGCAGGAACCAUCUUGGGGGCUUCUCCUCCACCCAGGACACGGUAGUGGCACUCCAGGCUCUAUCGCAGUUCGCGGCAGAGAAUAUUGCUCCUUCGACAGACCUGGAGGUGUCAAUCAGCGGACCUGGGCUCCCUGACCCGGCAACCUUGACCAUCUCCUCCACAAACAUGUUCGUCCUGCAGAAAGUGGAGCUUGGCAUUGAGCAGCCUCUGCGGGUGACGGUAACAGCAAAGGGUCAAGGCAUGGCCAUUUUUCAGCUUAAUGUUCUCUUCAACCUGGAGAGUAACGUUCUGGCGAUGGACAAGCGAUCGUUUGAGUCAGAGGAGGCGUUUGAUUUGGACAUUACUGUUUCAGACAGCAAGUUUGACCUCGACCAUCUGUCUCUGAAUAUCUGUACCGAGUUCCGAGGUAAUGGAAAUAGCUUGAUCACUGGAAUGGUCCUGAUGGAAGUUGGGAUGCUCAGUGGUUUUGCCCCAGAGAUCGAUGGCAUCCAAACCAAUGACAUCAUCAAGAAGGUGGAAUUUACAGAUGGAGAAGUUAAUCUGUACUUUGAUUCACUGAAUGAAACAAAAGUCUGUGUGACCAUCCCAGUAGUAAGAUCUUCCAAGGUAGCGAAUGCCCAGGAUGCUGUGGUGAGCAUCUUUGAUUAUUAUGAGCCAGGACAAAAAACAGUGAAGACGUACAACUCGGAAGUGAUGUCCAGAACCAAUUUCUGCACCCUCUGCAGUUCCGACUGCGUGGCGUGCCACCCCACCUACGACUUCCCGUCCACGAAUGCAGCGAGCGUGCCGACUCGAGGAGGCCAAGUUGCACUCUCGCUGUGCCUCGUUAGCAUUUAUCUUGGUUUGACUUAAUUACACGCUCCAAGUCAACCGUAGAGCUUCGUGGUCCUGGGGAAUUAAUUGUUAUUUUGUUUGAAGGUGGUUUAAGGCCGAAACAUAUUUGAAUCAGGCUUAGCAACUACUGUAUCCUUAAUGCUGCUUUUAAAAUAGUCCUUGCUGACUUUCUUUUUCAUGUUUAUCUGUUGUUUGUGGAUAUAAUGAGGUAUUUGUUCUGUCCGUGUUUCUGCUCCAACCACCCUACAACAUCAGAGUCACAACUGGUUUUGGUUAAGCUCACCAUGAACUACCUGUGUUCCAGAUUGCAGAGGAAGUGAGAGCAUCCAAUGUCCUGAAUUUACAACCACCAUUAUAGCAGCAUUAAAACCACUGGAACAAUUUUUGGAUUGGCCUGCAGGCUGUUUUUCCUUCUGAAAGCACGAUAUGUUUCGAAAUCUGCAAAGGGAAACAAACCCUUGGUGUUAUAUGUGCGUGUCUGUGGUGCGUGAUGCAUGCGUCAGAUUAUAGAUGUUUGUGAUAUAGUGAAGGUGGCAAAGAUUACAGGGAGAAGGCAGGAGAAUAGGGUUGAGAGGGAUAAUAAGUCAGCCAUGAUGGAAUGGUAGAGCAGACAAUGGGCUGAAUAGCUGAAUUCUGCUCCUAUGUCUUAUGUUAUUUUUGUCAUAUCUUUAAACACAUCUUAAAAUGUGUGUGUGUGUAUGUGUGCGUGUGCGUGUGUGUGUGUGUGUGUGUGUGAGUGUAUGUGUACUUGUGUGUGUGUGUGUGUGUGUGUGUGUAUGUGUUUGUGUGUGUGUGGCUGUGUGCUUAUGUGUGUGUGUGUGUGUGUGUGAGAUUGUGUGCUUGUGUGUGUGUGUGAGUGUAUGUGUACUUGUGUGUGUGUGUGUGUGUGAGUGUGCUUGUGUGUGCGUGUGUGUGUAUGUGUUUGUGUGCACAUCUGACAUCUGAUUGUAAAAAGUCAAAGUAAAUGUAUAAUCAAAGAAUGUUUAUACUACCUUGAGGUUCACUUUCUUCCAGGCAUUUAUAGGUUCAGGGUGAGAGGUCAAAUAUUUAAAUGGAACAGGAGCUUCUUCACUCUGGGUGGUGAGAGUGUGGAAUGAGCGGCCAUCACAAGUGGUGGAUGUGGGUUUGAUUUGAAAGUCUAAGAGAGAUUUGGAUGGGUAGAUGGAUGGCUGGGGAUGGAGAGCUUUAGUUCAGGUGCAGGUCGAUGGGACGAGGCAGAAUAAUAGAUCAGCAUGGACUAGAUGGGCCAAAGGGCCUGUUUCUGAGCUGUAGUGCUCUGUGGAUCUACAGUUUCUCAGUAGCAGGUGCUGACUAUGCCAGUCAGGUUUAAUCUAGUUCUGUACUAAUACCAGUUAUUUUCAGGUGCACAUGUAUUGGUUCCCUCUGAGGAAAGUAUGCACGCAGGUUACCAGGUGUCCAGAGAUAAUUUUAAUUCUCACAAGCUCUGGAUGCAGUAAAAUUUGGCAGUACUACAGUUCACAGAGGCUUUAGACAAAACAAGAGAUUUUUUGCCCCAUUGUGCCUUAAGCAGCUCUUGGAGCUCCAUGGAUAAUCUCACUCUAUCCUCACAGAAAACACUGGAGGAACUCAGUAUGGAGUCGAUGUUUCAGGCCGAGACUCGCCAUCAGGACUCGGUCAGGAGUGCUGACUAUUCAUUCCCCUGCACUGAUGCUCCCUGACCUGCUGAGUUUCUGCAGUGUUGAGUGUUUGCUCAAAUCUUCCAGCAUCUGCAGAAUCUCUUGUACUUCAAAAUUCGAAGUAUGUAUACCAUAUUCAACCUUGAGACUGAUCUUCUUUCAGGCAGCUACUAAACAAAGAAACACAACAAUCCAUGAAAAGCCCCUCACCACAAAAACCAUCAUAUACCCAAUGUGUGGAAAAAAAAGCAAAUCACGCAAAUGGGUAAAAAAAGAGUAAACGAGUAACAUGACCUGCAGAGUCCCCGAAAGUGAGUUCACAGUCACAGGGACAGUUCAGCGCUGAGCUAAGUGAAACCGGUCUGGGAGUUCGAUGCCUGCAGGCCACUGCUUCUCUUUCUUCUCUCCCCCCACCACCCCCCC
This is a messenger RNA of Mobula hypostoma (lesser devil ray), 6722 nucleotides long. It is a transcript of the gene cd109, whose product is annotated as CD109 molecule. The coding region runs from base 322 to 4680 and encodes 1452 amino acids. The transcript is spliced from 33 exons. Gene Ontology annotation, cellular component: extracellular region. The record is from RefSeq and is a predicted model, not a curated record. Gene Ontology annotation, molecular function: endopeptidase inhibitor activity. Lineage: Eukaryota; Metazoa; Chordata; Chondrichthyes; Myliobatiformes; Myliobatidae.